Messenger RNA from Neohortaea acidophila, 1332 nucleotides. RefSeq names its product FYVE zinc finger-domain-containing protein. The coding region runs from base 1 to 1332 and encodes 443 amino acids. NCBI's taxonomy places the organism in Eukaryota, Fungi, Ascomycota, Dothideomycetes, Mycosphaerellales, Teratosphaeriaceae. The transcript has a single exon. Gene Ontology annotation, molecular function: metal ion binding. The record is from RefSeq and is a predicted model, not a curated record.
AUGGCCGGGCAAAGCCGAGAAACAGCCAUCGAUCUCACCUCCCCCACACGACCUCCGCCACCCCGAAGUAGCAGCAGAAGAAGAGACAGCGAGGAGACGAUAAGAGCAGCUGCACAUAAUCAUCCCAGACCAGGCAUGGGUGCUUCCAGACCCAGCGGAGCUACAAGACAAAGCAGCGAUGUUGUGCUUCCGCCCUGGCAGCCCGAUGCAGCCGUCGACCGCUGUCCGGUGUGCGGGACGGAUUUCAGCUUCUGGUACCGCAAGCAUCACUGCAGGAAGUGUGGGCGAGUCGUGUGUGCUGGGUGCUCGCCGCAUCGAAUCACCAUCCCGAGACAAUACGUUGUCCAGCCUCCAGCAUUACCUGACGCUGAUCGCUGGCCCCUCGGCCCUCCGAUUGGUAAUCCUUAUCGAACUCUUGAAGGAGGCGAGGUGGUGAGAGUAUGCAACCCCUGUGUACCUGACCCGUGGACUCCUGGCGCGGAACCGGACGGACCUGCUCAGCCUACAGACGUUCCUCCGAGGCGAAGAGACAGUCAUGAACCGGCACGGUAUCGAUACCAGCAGUUUCCGCCACCACCCUCUUUACAGCGCCCACAACCUCCGGUGACGUCUAAUCCACCUGGCGGCCUCAGUCAAAGCUUACCACCCAACAACCCCGCUGGUCCCAACUCUCGCGCUCCCCCUCCUCCUCCGCCGGAUCACACCCGACCAUCGACCCACCGCUACACCGCAAGCGCAAGCACCGCCAUCCCACCAACCACGCAACCCCAACCGGCCAGACAGCGGCCACCCGCAGGCACCACCUCAACAACCAAUCUCCAACCGCAACCCCGCCCACCCCGCCGCGAAAUCCCAGAAGAAGACGAAUGCCCCGUCUGCGGCCUCGAGCUGCCCCCCGGCGACGCAGUCCGCGAAGCGCACAUCCAAGAGUGCAUCACCGCCCGCUUCUCCUCCAACCCCUCCAACACCACCAGCGUCGGCUCCGCCCCACACUUACACCCACCCCGAACCUCCAGCACGCAAUCAGCGCCUACAGCCACAGAUGCCCCACCGACCGCACCUUCUACCUCCGCCCCCUCCAAUACCACCACAACGCGUCCCCGUGCAACGAGUUAUCGCCCCCGCGGCAUGGCCGUCUACCGCGCGACGGAGAAGGACUGUGCCGACGCCGCCGGCGAGCCGCAGGAGUGCGUCAUUUGCUUCGAGGAGUUCCAGCCUGGCGAGGAGAUGGGGCGCAUGGAGUGUUUGUGUAAAUUCCAUCGGACUUGCAUUCGCGCUUGGUGGGAAACGAAGGGGGUGGGCAGUUGUCCGACGCAUAUGCUGCAUGAAUGA